Messenger RNA from Rhizoctonia solani, 1008 nucleotides. Its product is annotated as repressor of RNA polymerase III transcription maf1. The record is from RefSeq and is a predicted model, not a curated record. Gene Ontology annotation, biological process: negative regulation of transcription by RNA polymerase III. Gene Ontology annotation, cellular component: nucleus. The transcript is spliced from 2 exons. The coding region runs from base 1 to 1008 and encodes 335 amino acids. Gene Ontology annotation, molecular function: RNA polymerase III core binding. NCBI's taxonomy places the organism in Eukaryota, Fungi, Basidiomycota, Agaricomycetes, Cantharellales, Ceratobasidiaceae.
AUGAAGUUCCUGGACUUGCCCGAGCUCGCGAAGCUAUCCUCAGAGCUAUCAAUGAACCAUUCAGCCGAAUGCGUUGUACGGACUCGAGUCGAAGCUUACUCGUGCAAGUCCAUCAGUAAGGAGAAGCGCUUAUUCAAAGUACUCGAUAGCUCCUUUGUCGAUCAGCUCGCCAUUUCCCCUCCCGACAGCAAGUAUGGGAUGCCGGUCGACUCCCCUUUUGGUCCGCUCGACAAGUCCUCCUCACGGAAGAUAUUGUAUCUUCUGAUUGCUACUCUUAACGCUGCAUUCCCUGACCAUGACUUUUCCGAGGCGAAAGCUGAUCAUUUCUGCAAGGAAAAAGACGGUGCGGGAGUUCUGAAUUCAUUGUCCAAUACCCUUCUCUCCCAGCAGCAUGGGCACUCGAGUCUCUUGCUGGCGCCUUCUCCUCGCUCAUAUUCCCUCUACCCAUAUGCGUCUCGAGACGGUGUGCACGGCGUGUUCCCAAGAUCGCUGCCGACUUCAUCCUCUCCUGUGAACCACUUUCCGAAUACCCACCCUCCGAUCCUAUCAGGCACCCACCCGUAUCUUUACCGGGUUCUUGAUAGCAUAAUUUCACUGGCCAACUGUGAUGUCUACUCCUACACCCCUGAUAUGGAAUCCGACCCACAUGCCGAUGAUAGCGACGACAGCGCGUCCGACUCGUCCGAUUCGCCAGGGGAAUUCUAUGACGACACAUUUGAUUUCGAAACCGACGGAAUUACGGGAGAAGGCCUUGCUCGUUCAGCAUCACCUCAAUUCCGGGCCAAGUCCCAUUGGGACCAAUGGCUCGACGGCCCAGACGAACGUGAACCCAGAGGUCGAGUGCAAACACGUGCUAGGAAAGAGAAACGGAUUGUGUUUAUUUCGACGUGGGCCAGGAGGCGGCAUUCAGGAGAUAGCUGGAGUUCGGAGCGCUUGGACAGUUUUGCGGGAUGGGAGGGCGGGAUUGGCGCAGGCGCUCGUGCGGUUGGCUUGCGAACCAAAUCCUGA